Messenger RNA from Ambispora gerdemannii, 915 nucleotides. The record is from the annotation of a GenBank genome assembly. NCBI's taxonomy places the organism in Eukaryota, Fungi, Glomeromycota, Glomeromycetes, Archaeosporales, Ambisporaceae.
AUGACCAAAUAUGCUGAAGGUUAUCCCAGUAAUCGUUAUUAUCAAGGCUGUAAAUAUAUUGAUAAAAUAGAAAAUUUGGCUAUCGAAUUAGUAAAAAAAUUAUUUGGUGCUGAGUAUGCUAAUGUACAACCCCACUCCGGUUCCCAAGCCAAUCAAGCUGUUUAUUUAGCACUUUUGCAGCCAGGCGAUAAAAUAUUAAGUUUAAAUCUCUUAUCUGGCGGGCACUUAACUCACGGAGCCAAAGUUAAUUUUUCGGGAAUUAUCUACUCGACUUAUUAUUAUAAUUUAGACCCUAACACCCAACGAUUAGACUACAAGCAAAUUAGAAAAAUAGCCCAAGAAGUCCGACCUAAAUUAAUCAUUGCUGGUUAUAGUAGUUAUAGUUUACAAAUAGACUUUGCCAAGUUUCGAGAAAUUGCGGAUGAGGUGAGGGCCUAUUUGCUGGCUGAUAUCGCUCACGUUGCUGGUUUAGUAGCGACCGGUUUAUUUCCCAAUCCUGUUCCUUAUGCGGAUGUCAUUGCUUUUACCACUCAUAAAACCUUACGGGGGCCCCGCGGAGCAGUAAUUUUAGCCAAAAAAGAAUUAGGAGAAAAAAUAGAUAAAGCAGUUUUUCCCGGUAAUCAGGGUGGACCAUCCCCUAACAUUAUUGCCGCCAAAGCCCAAUGCUUUUACGAGGCUUUACAACCCAAUUUUAAAAAUUAUCAAAAAAAGGUCUUAGAAAAUGCGAAGACCAUGGCCGAUUAUUUUUGCGAAAAAAGAGUGAAGGUGAUUAGUGGCGGCACCGAAAUUCAUUUAUUAACUAUUGAUACUAAAACAAGUUAUAAUUUAACUGGCAAAGAAGCCGCCAAAAUAUUAGAAAAAGUGGGGAUUAUCUGUAAUAAACAAAUGAUACCUUAUGACUCGGAAAAGCCCUGA